CCGCCCCAGGCACCACCUCCCGCGAGCCCGCGGCAGUCCUCCCUGCCGCCGCCGCCGCCAUCAUGAUCUGCCUGGUGCUGACCAUCUUCGCCAACCUCUUCCCAGCGGGCUGCACCGGCGUGCACGAGCGCACCUUCGUGGCCGUGAAGCCUGACGGCGUGCAGCGACGACUGGUGGGCGAGAUCGUGCGGCGCUUCGAGCGGAAGGGCUUCAAGCUAGUGGCGCUGAAGCUGGUGCAGGCCUCUGAGGACUUGCUGCGAGAACACUACACGGACCUGCGCACCCGGCCUUUCUAUGGGCGCCUGGUGCACUACAUGGGCUCGGGCCCAGUGGUGGCCAUGGUGUGGCAAGGGCUGGACGUGGUCCGAGCCUCUCGGGCGCUAAUUGGGGCCACCGACCCAGCCGACGCGAUGCCUGGGACCAUCCGAGGGGAUUUCUGCGUGGAGAUCGGCAAGAACGUGGUUCACGGCAGCGACUCUGUGGAGAGCGCUCGCCGUGAGAUAGCGCUUUGGUUCGACACGAAAGAGCUGCUGUGCUGGGAGGACAGCGCGGCGCACUGGCUGUACGAGUAGUGGCUUCUGGGGCGACGCUGGCCUGCCCUUGGGGCCCCUCUGACCCGCUGCUGCACAAAUCGGCCAGCAUGACCUCGGUGGACAUGUCGAUGUGCUAUAGACAAAUGUGUUCCACCCUGUCUGCUAACCCCUUCAGCAGAACCCAGGGACAUUCAGGCCACCUGAGGUGGGGGCUCCCCAAACUACUGACCACAACUUCCUACUGCUUCCCACCCAGGCGUGGCCCCCCAUUUUCCUGUGACAAUAAAGGAAGGCAGCUCUGGACGCUGACCUGGCAUGGACCAAGA
Molecule: messenger RNA, 859 nt
Organism: Echinops telfairi (small Madagascar hedgehog)
Lineage: Eukaryota; Metazoa; Chordata; Mammalia; Afrosoricida; Tenrecidae
Gene: NME3
Product: NME/NM23 nucleoside diphosphate kinase 3
Exons: 5
Coding region: 63-572 (169 amino acids)
Biological process (GO): UTP biosynthetic process; GTP biosynthetic process; CTP biosynthetic process
Molecular function (GO): nucleoside diphosphate kinase activity
Source: RefSeq, a predicted model, not a curated record